Polistes canadensis is the source of this 1458-nucleotide messenger RNA. RefSeq names its product chaoptin-like. NCBI's taxonomy places the organism in Eukaryota, Metazoa, Arthropoda, Insecta, Hymenoptera, Vespidae. The record is from RefSeq and is a predicted model, not a curated record. Gene Ontology annotation, cellular component: extracellular matrix. The transcript is spliced from 3 exons. Gene Ontology annotation, molecular function: protein binding. Bases 334 to 1290 code for a protein of 318 amino acids.
AUAUAAUACACCUGGACUAACAAAAUGAAAUUUUAAUAAAUGUAAAAAUCUCAUGGCUAAGGCAAAGUAUGUAUUACAAUAUUAAAAAAAGAAAAAUAAGAGAAAUUAUUACAUGAGAAUUGUAAAAGUAUAUAAAAACGUAUCCGGAAGUUUCCGAAAGAUAAUAUUAUCAUCCUUCCAUUGAAAUGAGAAACGAGAAAGACACCCACCACUCUGUGCGACUAUGUAACUGAUAAUAAUAUCGUUAAAAAUAUUCAGUUUGUCGCGAGAUCUCCUUCGUGUGCCAAGUUCUUGACGUUAAAGGAUAAAAAAAGAAAAUAAUAUAAAACAAAAAUGAGGUUUUUAUUCUUGUUCCUCGUUUUCUAUUUAUUUGGUCACACCUAUUCGAAGAAAUUUUGUCGAACAAUAACGUCGACAUUUUCGAAUAGAAUAACUUUCGAUUGUACAGAAUUAAAGACUUUACGUGACUAUUUGGAAUCGGCACAAAGUAAUACAACGAAUAUUAAAAUUUAUGGAUCUAAUUUAAAUACUAUCGAGGGAAGACAAACCUUCGUAAAAUUUAGCGCAACUUUACGAGUUUUGGAUCUACAUGAAAAUAAUAUCAAAGUAUUAGAAUCUCGAGCUUUCAUAGGAUUAGUAAAUUUGAAUGAACUAAUACUAUGGGGUAACCAGUUGACAUGGAUAAUUGAUGAUUGGUUCGUAAACCUUUAUAAUCUUCGAACUCUCGACUUAUCGUUCAAUCAAAUACAAACCAUGGAUUAUAACGUCUUCCCGUUGCUUCCUUACUUGGAAAACUUUUACAUCGAUUAUAAUAACUUUCAAACUAUAGACUAUAACAUGUUCGUUUAUAUGGGGAACUUGAAAAGAAUUAGAUUUGGUAAAAAUCCUUGGAAUUGGGGAUAUCGUGCCAUGUUAACCUGGCAAAUGGAGAACCAAAAUGUUGAUUACUCUAGCGAAUGGGAUGAUUGGAAUUGGAUGAGCAACGCGAUAAAAGAUUGCAUGGAAAGCGGUGAGGGUGAAAUUCCGAAUGAUAGUGUAAUCGAUUGUGCUGUCAGGAAACUGUUGGACUUUACGUACGAUACUUUGCACUUCUCUCCUAUUGGAUGGGCAAACGAUGUUGGAUGCGCUCCGGAAGCCAAGAGAUUGAUCAGCUGCGCAAGACCAAAGAAUGUUACUCAAAACACGGAUUAUCAAACAAUACGUAUGAUCCUUCAAGAUUAUAAUAGAGUUUUACUUCCUAUGAUACGAGCACAUAGUUCAUUAAGUUAUAAUUCUAAUUCUCAACUGUAAUACUACGUCAUAAAUAUAUAAUAAAUUCACGUAUAUGAAGAUGUAACUAAAUAUAAUUAACAAAAAAAAUGUUAUCCGAAUACUAUAUGAAAAUCUAUAUUGUGAUUGUCGUUAAUUAUUAAACUGUAUAAAUAAUAUUGAAAUUUUUGAUUAGUUUAUAUUUAAAUA